Molecule: messenger RNA, 2889 nt
Organism: Sapajus apella (tufted capuchin)
Lineage: Eukaryota; Metazoa; Chordata; Mammalia; Primates; Cebidae
Gene: LSAMP
Product: limbic system associated membrane protein
Exons: 9
Coding region: 530-1615 (361 amino acids)
Biological process (GO): homophilic cell-cell adhesion
Cellular component (GO): plasma membrane; neuron projection
Source: RefSeq, a predicted model, not a curated record
GGACUGGAAGGAGAAACAGGAAAGGGAGGAGGGGGAGAGAGGCUCUGGGUUGCUGCUGCUGCUGCUGCUGCUGCCGCUGCUGUGACUGUCUCUGUACACUCACCGGCAGGCUUGGAGCCGGCUCCCUCGCCCGCCUGCCAGCCUGGGAAAGUGGGUUACAGAGCGAAGGAGCUCAGCUCAUGCACUAGCAGAGGAGCGUCCAGCCACAGAGAGACUAAACAAGGACCCCUUCCUCUGGCUUUCUCUUCAGCUCUUCCAGAGGGCUUGCCAUUUGUACUCUCUCUUUUGAAAUUGUGUUGCUUUUACUUUUUCACCCUUCUGCCUGGGUUUUGUGAGGGCUUUGUUAAGUCUUAGAGGGAAAAGAGACUGAGCGAGGGAAAGAGAGAGGCAAAGUGGAAAGGACCACAAACUGGCAAAGCCCGCUCUGCGCUCGCUGUGGAUGAAAGCCCGGUGCUGGUGAAGCCUCUCCCGCGAGCAGCGCGCGCCCCUCCAGAGCACCCCACGGACCCGAACCUCGGCAGUGGCCACCAUGGUCGGGAGAGUUCAGCCAGAUCGGAAACAGUUGCCGCUGGUCCUACUGAGAUUGCUCUGCCUUCUUCCCACAGGACUGCCUGUUCGCAGCGUGGAUUUUAACCGAGGCACGGACAACAUCACCGUGAGGCAGGGGGACACAGCCAUCCUCAGGUGUGUUGUAGAAGACAAGAACUCAAAGGUGGCCUGGUUGAACCGUUCUGGCAUCAUUUUUGCUGGACAUGACAAGUGGUCUCUGGACCCACGGGUUGAGCUGGAGAAACGCCAUUCUCUGGAAUACAGCCUCCGAAUCCAGAAGGUGGAUGUCUAUGAUGAGGGUUCCUACACUUGCUCAGUUCAGACACAGCAUGAGCCCAAGACCUCCCAAGUUUACUUGAUCGUACAAGUCCCACCAAAGAUCUCCAACAUCUCCUCGGAUGUCACUGUGAAUGAGGGCAGCAACGUGACCCUGGUCUGCAUGGCCAAUGGUCGUCCUGAACCUGUUAUCACCUGGAGACACCUCACACCAACUGGAAGGGAAUUUGAAGGAGAAGAAGAAUAUCUGGAGAUCCUCGGCAUCACCAGGGAGCAGUCAGGCAAAUAUGAGUGCAAAGCUGCCAACGAGGUCUCCUCGGCGGAUGUCAAACAAGUCAAGGUCACUGUGAACUAUCCUCCCACUAUCACAGAAUCCAAGAGUAAUGAAGCCACCACAGGACGACAAGCUUCACUCAAAUGUGAGGCCUCAGCAGUGCCUGCACCUGACUUCGAGUGGUACCGGGAUGACACUAGGAUAAACAGUGCCAAUGGCCUUGAGAUUAAGAGCACCGAGGGCCAGUCUUCCCUGACGGUGACCAAUGUCACUGAAGAGCACUAUGGCAACUACACCUGCGUGGCUGCCAACAAGCUGGGGGUCACCAAUGCCAGCCUAGUCCUUUUCAAACGUGUUUUACCCACAAUCCCCCACCCCAUUCAAGAAAUUGGUACCACCGUGCACUUCAAGCAAAAAGGACCUGGGUCGGUGAGAGGAAUAAAUGGAUCCAUCAGUCUGGCCGUACCACUGUGGCUGCUGGCAGCAUCUCUGCUCUGCCUUCUCAGCAAAUGUUAAUAGAAUAAAAAUUUAAAAAUAAUUUAAAAAACACACAAAAAUGCGUCACACAGAAUACAGAGAGAGAGAGAGAGAGAGAUGGGGGGAGACCGUUUAUUUCACAACUUUGUGUGUUUAUACAUGAAGGGGGAAAUAAGAAAAUGAAGAAGAAAAUACAACAUUUAAAACAAUUUUACAGUCCAUCAUUAAAAAUUUAAGUAUCAUUCAGGAUGGAGAAGUUUCUACCAGGAUAUGUUUAUAUCUACUAAGCAAAUGUAUGCUGUGUAAAGACAACGUCAUACUAAAGACAUCCCGGAUGCUGUAAAAAUAGGACAAGAACCAGAUGGAUAUUAAGCCCCCAACACACACGUUAUCCUUCCUUCCUUCAUCCUUUUUCAUCUGUGGGGAAAAAAUAAGGUCUUGCCUUUGGUGUUUAUAUUUCCAUAACCUUUUAAUUCUGUUUUUCAUUUGCGCUGACUUGUAGCCACUUCAGACUAUCAAUGGAAUCUUAUGUUGAGCCGUUCUCUGGCUUUCCUUCCUCCACUAUCUCUCCAACUUUAGACAUCAUCCCCUCUCCCUCCACUGUGUUCUCUCUCCCCCACACCCAUCCUAGAUAUCCCCUUAUUACCCACCUUUCCUCCCCCACCUCUCCUCACCCUCACCCCCUCCCCAGAGCACUAGUCAUGCCGCAAAUGCUAGGAAGUGCCAUUUUAAUUUUCUCCACUGUGCGUGUGUGCUCAAGUCUUUCGCUCUCACGUGGGUGUACAUGUGUGUGAGCGUGUGUGUGUCUCUCUCUAAAGCAUGCCAAGGGAAUGGUCCAUGUGUACAUAGACUCACUGUGCUGUAGAUACUGUCCUGCAUUGUAAUUGUGAGAUGCGGCUGUAACAAGUUGCUGGGGGAGAUGGCGGGGAAGGAGGCAAGGAGCAGAGUCCUCCCCCCAUCCAUGGCUGUCACAUGGCAUCAGUGUGUAUUCAAACCAAGCUGUGCCCCUUCCAAGGGCAGGACCCCAUAUUCCUCCUAGUCCCAUCAUCAGAACCGAGUGGGGAGUCACUCAGAAUAUCACUGUAAAUGAAAGUGCCUACUAUCGAUGGGGUAAGCAAACAGCAUAAGGAAUUAUGACAUGAACAAGGUGAACUAGGAGAGAAAAUUUCAGAUUUUACUCUCAUUUCAUGAGACUGAGGGAUUCACAUAUUUCCUGGCUUUUAACAGGGUAGGCCCUGCUCUGCUGCAAAAAUGAGCAGCAUGUGUUGAGUAAAUCCCCAGAAACAGGAAGGUCUCCAAGUGUCAACUCCCAG